Messenger RNA from Penicillium salamii, 1896 nucleotides. The record is from the annotation of a GenBank genome assembly. NCBI's taxonomy places the organism in Eukaryota, Fungi, Ascomycota, Eurotiomycetes, Eurotiales, Aspergillaceae.
AUGGCCUACGAUGGUUAUUACGCAAACCAAUAUCAACCGGGUAACAUGGAUCCGAAUGCAAACGAGCAUGGGUAUCCUCAAGCCCAGUAUCCGUACUACGAGCCAGACCGUUUGAGUAUGCCACAACCGCAGAUGCCGACCGGUCUGCCAACAAACCCAACCCCGGAGCCAUAUAGCUACCCAGAGCCGCAACGAUUUCCUCAGCCGUACCAGCCAAGCUCUGGACAUAUCAACGAGGCAGUGAACUCAGCCGUCAACAGCAGUGGGUCCAACGGCUAUCUGUCGCCCGAGGUACUAUCGCAAAUCACGGCAACCGUCAUCCAACAGCUGAAAACCACCGGGUUGGACAACAACUUACAAGGGUCUGGUGCGCCCCCGCCCCGCUCGCAAUCGCAGCAGCCACCAUGGCAAACAGACUCGCGGCCACACGCAGAGUCCCCGCCCAUCGUGCCCCCGAGGAGUAAUUCAAUUCCCCCGCCCAGCUCGCUGCCUGCAAACGUCGACAAUUUUCAGCCUUACGUUUCGGACUACGAGACUCGUCCAAGCCCGAGACCUACUCCACCACCUGCCGAUAGACGCGCUUCGGUAUCUAGCCAGGGCAGUACGCGAAGCCAUAUGGCUCGCCCCAGACCCCCAGACCGUGAUAUCACAGUCAUGGAGAUGACCACCUUGGAGAAAGUCUGGGGUUCGCUAUUUGAGGAGGAUAAGCGUACGCCGACGAAGAAGUUUGAUCAGUUUUUGCGGGGUAUUGCGGUUCACCUGAUCGAGGACUACGAGCCCAAAAACAGUAUCGUCAUCGUGCCCGAGAAGCUGCAAAAAUUCUAUCUGGACACUCAUGAUCCCGACGAUCCAUAUCCAUGGCAAGAUAUUUUUGAUGAUCGCACAUCUUCGAUUUCGCGGUUAUUCCGGGAAACCAGGGUCGAGCAUCAUCUCGUUCAAAAGAAUGGCGACCUGUCUGAACGCCCCGAUGUGCCUGGUCUGACACCCAAGGGCUUUCAACAAUGGGCAACACUAAUGAUUCUGUCCAACCCAAACCGCGAAUAUGAGCGUCUGGCAAAGGCAGUGCUAAACAUGCCGGUCAGCAACCCAGACGACAAAAAGGAGCGCUAUCCCAAAGACAUCCCCCGCCGACUCUUUCCCGAUGUGCCAGACUUUGAUCUCAGAGAACGGGUCGAAGACCACAUCAUCAAACACUGUGGCGUCGAUCUCCCUUACAUCACCGCCGAGGAACGCUCCCAGGCUGCACAACCUCAAACCCGUCGAUCUCCUACAAUCAAGUCCCCCUCGACCCAGCGAGCUCAUUCUUACGAGCGAGGCCGCCCCCCUCGCACCUCACCCAAGUCGGCAGCAGCAGAGGUUACGCCCGCCGUAAUUGACGACGAGGAUAUUCCUAUCGUCCCCGGUCCUAUCGAGCGUGAACGUAAACCGUACAGCGCAGCUCCAGGCCGCGGUAAAACAUAUGACGAGCAGGGGUCCAGCAGUGCAUCAGGCUCGUUCUCGACAUCUCGCCCAUCUGCGUCUGCUUCUGCUGCUUCUAUUCCCGAGGCAACAUCCAAGCCACAGCGCUCGGAAUACGACCGUGACUCCCUGUACGCGAGAGACAAAUACUCGCGCGGCUCACGCAGCUCUUCGCGCAGCGUGCAUCGCGAUGGGUAUCGUCAUUCGGAGAGCGAUUUGCCCAGAGAUCGUGAGCCGCGGUAUGCGGGUCUUUCCUCACAGGAUUUGCCAUACGUUGAGUCGCCAGUUUCGGCUGAUGAUGAGGUGAGAAGAUUUCAUCAUCGUGGGGGCAGUCGGGGUGCGGAUGAGGAUUAUUAUCGAUCGGGUGCUAUUGGGGGCCAUGGGAGCUCAUACGGUUAUGAUAAGCACUAUAUGAACGAUCGAUUCUCCAGAGGUUGA